Pelecanus crispus (Dalmatian pelican) is the source of this 738-nucleotide messenger RNA. NCBI's taxonomy places the organism in Eukaryota, Metazoa, Chordata, Aves, Pelecaniformes, Pelecanidae. The record is from RefSeq and is a predicted model, not a curated record.
GUAGCCUGACCCCUUGCCUUUAUAAAUUCCCGGAGCAUGCCCUGAGCGCCAGCUCCUGUGCCCUGGGCCAUGGCUUCACGCCCAUGCACCAGUCCCUCCUCACAGACGAUCCCGCUGCCACAGACUUCAAGCAGGAGUUCCGCAGAAAAAGCAAGUCUGCUGAGGAGCCUGUCGACAUGGACUCCCCUGAAAUCAGGGAACUGGAGAAAUUUGCUAACGAAUUUAAGCUGCGGAGAAUUAAGCUGGGUUAUACACAAACCAAUGUUGGGGAAGCACUGGCUGCUGUGCACGGCUCUGAAUUCAGCCAAACUACUAUUUGCCGGUUUGAAAACUUGCAGCUGAGUUUCAAGAAUGCAUGCAAACUGAAAUCGAUACUGUCCAAGUGGCUGCAGGAAGCAGAACAAGUAGGAGCUUUAUACAAUGAAAAAGUUGGAGUGAAUGAGCGGAAGAGGAAGCGCAGAACCACCAUUAGUAUCGCUGCCAAAGAAGCCCUAGAGAGGCACUUUGGAGAACAAAGUAAGCCUUCUUCUCAGGAAAUUAUGAGGAUGGCUGAGGGGCUCAAUCUUGAGAAAGAAGUUGUAAGAGUUUGGUUUUGCAACAGAAGACAAAGGGAAAAAAGAGUGAAGACAAGUUUACAUCAGAACGCCUUUAGUUCUAUUAUCAAGGAGCAUCAUGAAUGCCGGUAAAGCUUUUCCAUGUAUAGAUGUGGAUAUCUCUUGCUUUUUUUUAUUUAAAGUG